Messenger RNA from Passer montanus (Eurasian tree sparrow), 3234 nucleotides. It is a transcript of the gene DCLK2, whose product is annotated as doublecortin like kinase 2. The coding region runs from base 169 to 2490 and encodes 773 amino acids. The record is from RefSeq and is a predicted model, not a curated record. The transcript has 17 exons. NCBI's taxonomy places the organism in Eukaryota, Metazoa, Chordata, Aves, Passeriformes, Passeridae. Gene Ontology annotation, biological process: intracellular signal transduction; protein phosphorylation. Gene Ontology annotation, molecular function: protein kinase activity; ATP binding.
GCGCCGCGGCUGCGGUGACGGGGCAGGUCGGGCGCCGCGCUCAGCCGCAGCCCUCCCGGCGACAGCGGCCGGGCGCGAUGCUCUUUUAGGCGGCCCGAGCCCUUGCGAGCGCGGCGGGCAGGCGUAGCACCCCGUAGCGGAGCUGGGAGCGCGGGCGGGCGGCUCCCCAUGGCGAGCAGCCGGAGCAUCGAGCUGGAGCACUUCGAGGAGCGGGACAAGCGGCAGCAGCGCUCCGGGCCGCGGCGCGGAGGCUCCGGGUCCGGCGGCGGCGCGGGGCCGCGGGGCAAUGGGCUGGUGCCCAGCCCGGCGCACAGCGCGCACUGCAGCCUCUACCGCACCCGCACCCUGCAGGCGCUCAGCUCCGAGAAGAAGGCGCGCAAAGCCCGCUUCUACCGCAACGGGGACAGGUACUUCAAGGGCUUGGUGUACGCCAUCUCCCCCGACCGCUUCCGCUCCUUCGACGCCCUCCUGGUGGAGCUCACCCGCUCUCUGUCGGACAACGUGAACCUGCCCCAGGGCGUCCGCACCAUCUACACCAUCGAUGGCAGCAAGAAGCUCACCAGCCUGGACGAGCUGGUGGAAGGUGAGAGCUAUGUGUGUGCAUCCAAUGAGCCAUAUCGCAAAGUUGAUUACACCAAGAAUGUCAACCCAAACUGGUGCGUGAACAUACGGACUGGGUCCAGUCGGUCCUUGACGUCCUUGACAUCCACGAGGAGCGAGGUGAAGGAGAGCAAAGAUUUCAUUAAACCCAAGCUGGUGACUGUUAUUAGGAGUGGGGUAAAGCCACGGAAAGCUGUGAGGAUUCUGCUGAACAAGAAGACUGCUCACUCCUUCGAACAGGUCUUGAAUGACAUCACCGAAGCCAUUAAGUUAGACUCGGGUGUAGUCAAGAGACUUUGUACACUGGAUGGGAAGCAGGUAACGUGCUUGCAGGACUUCUUUGGAGACGACGACGUCUUCAUCGCGUGCGGGCCAGAGAAGUACCGGUACGCUCAGGAUGACUUCGUCUUGGAUCACAGUGAAUGUCGUGUCAUGAAGUCUUACUCGCGCUCCGCUGCCAUGAGGCACGCUGCGUCCAAAAGUCCAGGACCUUCACGUCGGAGCAAAUCCCCUGCCUCAGUAAAGAGGGGUGGCCACUCCACUGCUCAUUCUUCAGCAAAAUCCCCAGUUAAUGGAACCCCAAGCAGUCAGUUAUCCACCCCAAAAUCUACAAAGUCCUCCAGCUCUUCACCUACAAGCCCAGGCAGCUUUCGUGGACUCAAGAUCUCCCCACAUGGUGGAUCUUCUUCCAACGUGAAUGGCGUACCUGAAUCACUCCGUUGCCAGAGUCCCGAAGGCUUGAAUGGAAACAAGUUCUCAGGGUCAUCUACCAUUCUUGAGAAGUACAAAGUGGGGAAGGUGAUUGGUGAUGGCAAUUUCGCUGUUGUAAAGGAGUGUGUGGAACGAUCCACAGGAAAGGAGUUUGCCCUGAAGAUCAUAGACAAGGCCAAGUGCUGUGGGAAGGAACACCUGAUUGAGAAUGAAGUGUCUAUUCUGCGCCGGGUGAAGCACCCAAACAUCAUCAUGCUCAUAGAGGAGAUGGACACCCCCACAGAGCUCUACCUGGUGAUGGAGCUGGUCAAGGGAGGAGACCUCUUUGAUGCCAUCACUUCAUCUACAAAAUACACAGAGAGAGAUGGGAGUGCCAUGGUCUACAAUUUAGCCAGUGCUCUCAAAUACCUGCAUGGUCUCAACAUUGUGCACAGAGACAUCAAACCAGAAAAUCUUCUGGUGUGUGAAUAUUCAGAUGGAACCAAGUCUUUGAAGCUUGGAGACUUUGGACUGGCGACGGUGGUCGAAGGCCCUUUGUACACUGUCUGUGGGACACCCACCUAUGUGGCUCCAGAAAUCAUUGCAGAGACAGGGUAUGGCUUAAAGGUGGAUAUUUGGGCUGCAGGUGUGAUCACUUACAUCCUGUUAUGUGGAUUUCCACCUUUUCGCAGUGAAAACAACCUUCAGGAAGACCUCUUUGACCAGAUACUUGUAGGGAAGCUGGAAUUUCCCUCUCCCUACUGGGAUAACAUCACUGAUUCAGCAAAGGAGUUAAUCAGCCUGAUGCUACAUGUGAAUGCUGAAGCCCGCUACACAGCAGCACAGAUCCUAAGCCAUCCCUGGGUGUCAGAUGAUGCUUCCCAGGAGAAUAAUAUGCAAGCUGAAGUAACAGGUAAACUGAAGCAGCACUUUAAUAACACCCUACCCAAGCAAAAUAACACAUCUGCUGGGGUUUCUGUCAUCAUGAACACAGCUCUAGAUAAAGAGAGUCAGAUUUUCUGCAGCAAGCGCUGUCAGGACUCUGGUAGAGCUGGAAUGGAGAAAAUUUCUGCAAUUGCUGCUGCAGCUGCUGAUCCUCGUGUGGCUGGGUCCGAGCCCCUCCUCCCUGCUGCUCCUGAGCCACUCCGGUCCCCCACGCUGCCUCCUCCUGGCCUUGCUGGGGAUCAGCCUGGUGCUUAGGACUGGGGAAAACAAAUCCACCCGAAGCUCCACACUCUGGCCAGUUUUCUUCAUUUCCCAUGACUGUUUUCAGUUUGUGUGCACCUCUCAUGGCGAGCCCCAGCCAGGUCUGAUCCUCUCUCUCACAGGGGGUGAACAUCUUGGGAACAGCAGUAGGGGAAAGACUCCAGCAAUGUUAGAUGGUUUUUUAAGUUCUCUGUGUCAGUAAUUAACUCCAUUUCACACAGCCUUGGGCUCUAAAUAGACUAACUUAUGGUGUAGCUAACCAUAUUUUUAUAUGAGCAGUGAGGUGGGGAACAGUUACCUGGCCUCACGUCCACCAGCAGGCCCUGUUCUGUUCUUCUGAUGGGAAUUUUCAGAAAAGUGGGAGAGGCAAACAAGGGAAGAAAACUUCUAUUUGCCUUCUAUUCCAAUGCCUCUAUUUUUAGCCAAGUUUCUAUUAAACUUGAAGAGGCAAAUUUUCACGAAGAAUUUUUUAGUGGACUAACUGUAAAAUAUCAUGAGACAAACAUGAGAUAGAGAGGGAAGGAUGGUUGUUUUCCAUCAAGUUUGUUAUCUGACUUGCAGGCAGGGUAGUGUUUAGAUAAUAUGAAUUUAAAUAAAGUAAGUUGGGAUGUAAACAUGAGCAGUGGACGUUUAUUUGUUAUGAAGACUGGAGUGAAGGAAGCCUUUUUGCUUUAGCCAUUUUCUAUCCUAACCACAAGUGUCCCACCCACACCUUUCUCCAGGGUCAGACUACCUAUU